Molecule: messenger RNA, 2027 nt
Organism: Lytechinus variegatus (green sea urchin)
Lineage: Eukaryota; Metazoa; Echinodermata; Echinoidea; Temnopleuroida; Toxopneustidae
Product: DNA-directed RNA polymerase III subunit RPC8-like
Biological process (GO): transcription initiation at RNA polymerase III promoter; DNA-templated transcription
Cellular component (GO): RNA polymerase III complex
Molecular function (GO): DNA binding; DNA-directed RNA polymerase activity
Source: RefSeq, a predicted model, not a curated record
GUCGACUAAUCAAUAAAAACGAUUGAUGUGCCUUCACCACUCUCGACUAAGUGUCCAAAGAAAUCAUUCAUUGGCACCGUUGUUGCUGUAACGAAGAGUGACAAUGUUUGCUUUAGCUGAGAUGGUGGAUACGGUCCGCAUUGAGCCGUGGCUCUUCAAUGUUAAACCUAUUGACGCCAUCACAGAAGAACUCAACAAGAAACUUGCAAAUAAAGUUGUACCAAACGUUGGACUGUGCAUUGCUCUUCAUGACAUAGUUAAGAUGGAAGACUCUCAUAUCUUUCCUGGUGAUGGUGCGUCUCAUACAAAAGUCCACUUUCGGUUUGUGGUCUUCCAUCCCUUCAUGGAUGAGAUUCUCGUUGGGCGAAUCCGAAGCUGCAGCCGUGAUGGUGUGCACAUAUCAUUGGGAUUCUUUGAUGACAUUGUUGUUCCACCAGAAGCCCUUCAGCAACCGUGCAAAUUUGAUGAGACCGAGCAGCUUUGGGUCUGGCAGUACGAGUCGGAGGAAGGCACCCACGAUAUGUUCAUGGAUAUCAACGAGGAGAUUCGAUUCAGGGUGGUGGAUGAAGUCUUUACCGAUACGACUCCUGUUGGUCCUGAGGAUGGUCUGGAGGCCGGAGCAGAUGAGAGUGAUGCAAAGAAAUCCCCUUACAGUCUAGUGGGUUCCAUAAGUGAGCCUGGUCUAGGGCUCUUAGCAUGGUGGUCAAACAUGUGAAGAGCUGGAAGAGGUCUAAGGUUAACCAGUUUGGUGGAACAGUUCCAGGCCUACCUCGCUUGCUGGAACAGAUCUAAGAGAGUCCACCAGUCUGGUGGUCCAACUUGUGAAGAGUGGGAAGAGGUCUAGAGAUAUCUAGUAUGAUAGAAUAAAUCCAGGACUACCCUGCCUCCUGGAACAUAAUGAAUGCGGUCUACCAAUCUUGCGAUGCAAUAUGUGAAGAGCUGGAAGAGGUCUCGAGCUAUCCAGUUGGUGGAACAGAUUAAAGCGAAUACCAGUCUGAUGGUCUAUUUUGAGGAGAAAUCGACCAGGUCUGGGUCCUGUAACAAAAAGAUUAACAAUUGAAUGUAUGUUUGAUUGUACAUUGUAGACAAUACAGUCAGUCGUCAUCAAACAUAUUCUUCUACGAUGGUAGGUAAGCUUUGUGUUAUGGGCCCGUGGACUGUACGGCUAGUGAAAAUUGGUGGAACCGUGUUCUAUCUCAUAGUGAACUAGAUUUGGGCUAUAAGCCUGGUGGUUUAGUCUGAAGGGAGACGGAACAGAUAUAGGACUACCUAUCUUGAUUGAACAGAUUCGGACUAUUUCACUAAAUGAAACUGGUUUCCAUUUCACUCUGGAGUAGAUUUUGGCUACUAGCUUAAAGGGUCUCACAAGAGGAAUUAUGGUACAGAUGUAGGCCACCAAGAUCUAGGACUACUUAGUUUCUGAGUCCAUCAAACACCCUAGCUUGUAAAUAUGAUCCAGGACUAAUUGAGGUAAUUACAGAUUUAAGGCAGUGUACCAGUCUGGUAAUCCAACAUCGGGAAUUAGACAACAGAUCUAGGGCAACCUCGCUUGGUGGAACAGGUCUUGAUCCAGACUAUUUGGCUCUCUCGAAUUGGUUCCCAUCAGACUGUGAAGUAGAUUUAAGGUACUAGCCUAAUAGUCAAACAUGAGGAAAUAGAGAACAGAUCUAGGGCAACCUAGCUUUAUGGAACAGGUCUAGAUCCAGACCACUUGGCUCUAUGGAAUAGACCAGUUCAUAAUUACUUUAUGGACAAUUUUGGUCAAAUGGCCUUUCAUUUCUUUCAUUCUGAUAGGGAGAUUUCAAAGCAAGAUAUUAUGUAAGCUUGCCUUACAUAUCUGGAUGAAUAAAUUGAAUAGACCAGGUGACUAGAAAAGCAAACCAAUGAACACAUUUUGAAGGUAUUUGUUGCAUUCCUACUUUGAAGAUAUAUCAUAGCAUGCUGGACAAUUUACUUGGCAAACUGUGAAAUACCAGUCGUUCGUGGAUGCAUUGUUGUUUUUUGUGGAUGUAAAUGAAAAUCACAAU